Messenger RNA from Rubroshorea leprosula, 535 nucleotides. NCBI's taxonomy places the organism in Eukaryota, Viridiplantae, Streptophyta, Magnoliopsida, Malvales, Dipterocarpaceae. The record is from the annotation of a GenBank genome assembly.
CUCACCAAUACUCGUAUUCUCUUUCAAAGCACUAACUAAUUCAAGAACAAUAUUUUCACCUCUACCACAUUUUUCUUGCAACACAAGGAAAUUAUUUAAGGGAGUCGAUCAUCCGAGAUGAUGGUGAACGGAAUGAGAUGCGUGAAAAGUGUUGAGAAGGUACCAGCGCUUCUAGUCUCUCACAAGAAACCUUCAAGUUGUCCGAGGUUGGAAACCAUUGUGGAAGAGGGAUGUGAGAGAUUUGAAGUUGGGCGUAAGAGGGUGCUGUUUGUUCUUCCUGUAUUUCUUUCUGUUGUUUCUUACAUUGUACUGUGCAGAAGAAUUAUUAAUGUCAAAUGUUAAUUGGUUUUUCUCUAAUUAUCUUUUAAUUGCUGGCUUGGCUUCAUACAUGAUGUGAAUGUCUCUUUCAUGAGGAUGAUCAAAAUAACAAAUGCAAUGCCUUGUGAAAAGCCUUUAUUUCUCUCCUGUUUUUGGGUAGUUAUAAUGUUUUUUUAAAGGAUAUAAUUUGGGUGUUUAAUAAUUAUUUAACUUUUAC